ACUUUCGCUUCUGUCAUUGCAUGACGUCUCUGACUGAAGUCAGACGCUGAGAGAAGCUGCGGCGUCUUCGAGAGGAGAAUAAAACACAACUCUGACCACCUGCAGGAGUUGAAAAGCAGUUGCUGGGUCAACGCUGCCCCUGCUCCAGACCCCUCCCUUCCACCGUUUGAUAUCAGGUACAUUUAUCAGGAAAUGGUUGAUGGCAAUACUUUCAUUUCUCUGUUACUACGUGGCAUCUCUGAGACACUGACAGAAGCUGCGGCUUCUUCGAGAGGAGAAUAAAACAGCACUCUGACCUCACCUGCAGCAGUUCAACAGGAAACCAGGAUGAAAAAACAUAAAGAAACUCUUUUGAACACUCUGGAAGACUUGACAAAUGAAGAGUACAUAAAGUUCAAGUGGUACCUGAAGGAGGGCGACUUCCACGAGGGUUUCCCAGGCAUCAGAGAGUCCCGGCUGGAGAAGGCGGAGAGGCACAAAGUGGUGGAUCUAAUGGAGCAAACAUAUUGCUGUAAAGCUCCAAGGAUAACCAUUGGGAUUUUAAAGGAUAUGAACAGAAACGAUCUGGCACAGAAAUUGCAAGAGGAAUUCAACCAGGAGACGGAGGAGGGACGGAUGAAGAACUUGGACAGGAAACCUUCAGUGGGGCUCGACACGACAUCUGCAGGCGGACUAUACUGGGAUAUGUUCUUAUUAGAAAGAUUCUGUGAUAGUUGCCUUGGGAGGAUUGUAGUGGAGCUUUUGUCUUUACGACCAAAGCUUAUUGAGUUCAUGAAAUCCGCUGCAGCUGAUUUUGCUGAAGAGAAUGUGGAUUCUCCCCCUUCUCCGUCCACAGUCAAACCUCGUGCAGUCCCACAGAUCAAUCCGAGCAACACACAGGAUAUGAGUCAAGAAGAGAGAGAGUGUUUAUAUUGUCACAAAAGAGGACAUAUCAUUAAAAACUGCUUACGUUUGAAAUGGAAAACGCAACGAAAAACCACGGCAAACACAUUCCAACCUAGAGGUAUUGGAUCAGAACAAUUUGCCACACGCACAGAUGAGUGUGAUGGGCCAAGUUCCGACCCGUGCUUCAAACAGUUCACUUUUGAGGGCCUGGUGUCAUUAACGGACGAGUGGGCUGAUCAGCAGCCAGUGCAGAUUUUACGUAACACUGCGGGUUACCAGUCACUCAUUUUGUUCAAUGCUCUACCAUUUUCCAAAAAUUCUGCAUGUGGUCACAGCUCUAAUCUUAGUGGUAUUGAGACGGGCCGUGUCCGACGGCCGCUGCACUUUGUGCAUAUUAAAUCUCGAUUGAUAAAUGGUCGUUUCCCAGUAGCUGUUUGUCCAACUUUGCCAGUUAGGGGGAUAACCAUGCUAAUGGGAAAUGAUAUUGCCGGGGGAAAGGUAACGCCUUCUUCAGACGUGUCAGAUGUGCCACCCUCACUCUCGGAUCAGAUGGACAAACAGAACCAGGAUAUUCCCUCCGCUCCAUCGGGUCCAGUGCCCGCUAGAGGAGCGCCGUUUGAGAGAGUCAUAGUAGGCUGUGUCGGUCCACUACCCAGGACCAAAACAGGUUUUCAGUACCUACUCACCAUCACGUGCACGUCCACUGGCUUUCCUGAAGUCGUUCCACUGCGUAAGAACACAGCUACUGCUGUUGUCAAGGCUCUGACUAAAGUCUUCUCUACCCUCGCUCUUCCAACAACCGUGCAGACGGAUCGGGGGACACAUUUUCAAUCCAAACUCUUCAAACAAGCCCUGAACUCAUUGGACAUUAAACAUGUGGUGUCCAGUGCGUAUCAUCCAAAGUCCCAGGGAACACUUGAGCAGUGGCACAAAACUUUGAAGUCUAUGCUACGCAAAUAUUGUGUGGAGACAUAAGUCUUGGGAUGAAGGAAUUCUGUUUGAACUUGUUGCAUUACGAGAAUCCUUUGGAUUCAGUCCAUCCCAGCUUGUUUUUGGACACACUCUGCACGACUAUGGGAGUAAGUUCCGCAAACAGUUACAUCGGGCCCGUUCUUUUGCAAAAGAACCCCUUGCUAGCUCCCAAAUCACAAUGAAAAAUAAGUUUGACCGCACUGCUACAGCUCGACAUUUUGAAGUCGGUGACAGAGUGUUUGCUCGGUUACCAAACCCCGGCUCUUCACUUCCUGUGCGCUUUUCCGGUCCUGACAGUAUUCUCCAAAAACAGGGAGAUACAUUGUAUAUGAUCAGUACCCCUGAUCGUAGGCGAAAAACCAGAGUGUGUCACAUCGACAUGUUGAAGUUGCACCUUUCCCGCGAUAACGAGACAAUUUCUCGAGAACAAAAUGAAUGUUCUGCAGUGAGAGAGAGUCCACGUGAUGGAGAUGGGUUACCUACAGGCCCCUCCCCCAAACAAAGUGGGCUUUUGCCAAAUCUAGCCAAGUGUGAAUUUGGGAAAGGCCCUGUCCCCCGUCCGGGAAGACGUGUAGGUCCGGGUCAGGUUGGUCCCAUUGAGGAAAUAGUUGCUGCCAUCACAGAUUUCCCCGUCCCUAACACCCGGCGUGCCCUCUGUUGUUUUCUCGGCAUGACAGGCAUUUACCGAAGCUUCUGUAAGAACUUCUCGUCAGUGGUUCCCCCACCGACUAAUAUUACUAGUCUUCCUAGUCCUAAAGUAGAAUAUAACUGGACCCCAGAAUGUCAAAAUGCUUUUGAUCAUUUGCAAGCUGCCCUGCGUCGUACACCUGUACUUGCUGCGCCUGAUUUCACCCGACCAGCGCUGUCGGGGCCGCUGCUGUAUUAACGCAGGAGGAUGCAGGGGAUGUAGAACAUCCUGGCAGUUAUUCCUCUAGAAAGGUUAAUCAACAUCAGCUUAACGACUCCACCGUCGCAAAGGAGACGUUAGCUUUGUUGUAGGCUCUGCAGCACUUUGGGGGGUGUGACAGGUUGGUCUUUCAGACACUCCUUUGUGUUGGCAGAUAUUGUUUGUGUGGGAGGGAGCCCGGCUCUCCCUUCAAGGCCUGUCAUCCCGGUGCAGGCCGCCACACGGCCACUGGGCCUCCUUGGUCUGCGACUCCGGACCUCCCCCAAAGAUUUGUUGCGCUUUCGUCACCCAGUAAAUGACCUGUCGGGUGCCGAUCACCAGCUCCACUGGCACGAGUUGCGCUAUUUAAACCAGCCGGUGAGGUUGACCAGUGGCGGCUGUGAUUUCACGGCAACUGUGCACCUCUGUGUCUCGUUUUGUAACAUAUUGUUUCAUUGUUACUCCAUAUACAGGAACUAUAAAGUCGUAUGAGACACUUGUUUAUUGGUUGUGGGCAUUAGGUUAGUUUUGAUUUUUUUCUUACACUUUUUCAUAGUACUUAAUGUACAGCAUAUUUCCCACAGUAGUUAUGGGUGACGGCCCCCUUGUGUUUUUGUUAUAUUAAGAUAGAUUAGGCCAGAUAGGCAGGUUUCGUUUUGUUUGUUUAAAUCAUAGAUCAGUGGUAGAUUGUGUCCGAAUAAGAUGUUUUUUGGUUUUGUUGGUUUUAUGAGUUGUCGUCACCCGCUGCCCUUUUCCAUUGAUUGAUUCUCUUCUAUUAAAAUUGUAUUCUUUUUCCACAA
Messenger RNA from Scophthalmus maximus (turbot), 3543 nucleotides. RefSeq lists its product as uncharacterized. NCBI's taxonomy places the organism in Eukaryota, Metazoa, Chordata, Actinopteri, Pleuronectiformes, Scophthalmidae. The transcript is spliced from 4 exons. Gene Ontology annotation, biological process: DNA integration. The coding region runs from base 328 to 1860 and encodes 510 amino acids. The record is from RefSeq and is a predicted model, not a curated record. Gene Ontology annotation, molecular function: nucleic acid binding; zinc ion binding.